Molecule: messenger RNA, 989 nt
Organism: Drosophila obscura
Lineage: Eukaryota; Metazoa; Arthropoda; Insecta; Diptera; Drosophilidae
Gene: Cpr72Ea
Exons: 1
Coding region: 60-914 (284 amino acids)
Cellular component (GO): chitin-based extracellular matrix
Molecular function (GO): structural constituent of chitin-based larval cuticle
Source: RefSeq, a predicted model, not a curated record
GAAGCAGCAGAACUCACAGAGUUGCAGCACCAAAAGGAGCACAGAAGAGCAUUGAGACCAUGAAGUAUCCACUCCUCUUGUUGGGAUUCCUGGGCGUGGCCCAUGGCCUGGCCCUGUACGCGGCCUCCUAUCCGUUCGUCUACUCCGCCGGCGGAUCGGCUGUGUUCACGCCCACGCAGCAGCAGUACAUCUCGCAGGACGCACUUGGCCAGUACUCCUAUGGCUACGCAGAGCCGCACUCAUCCAAGCAGGAGACCCGCACCCUGGACGGCACCACGCGGGGCACCUACAGCUACCGCGAUGCGGCAGGCAAACUCCAGACCGUCGACUACUUGGCCGAUGCGCAGGGCUUCCAUGUGGCGGCCACCAAUCUGCCCAAGGCUGUCAUUCCCCGGGAGCUGGUGAGCGGCAGGAGUGCCGCCUCCCAUGGUGUAGUGCAUCCCGUGGCUGCCCAUCAUCAUCCCGUGGAGCACCAUGGCGGACACAUCGUGGAGCAUCCCUCAUCCCCGGUGGGCAGUGGCCAUUCUGGCCACGUUGAGCAUCAUCCAGUUGACAUCUCUGGCCGGAGUGCUGUGCAUGGCGUGGCUGGCGCCCAUCCCGAAGCUGUUCACCAUCCCGAAGAGCAGCAUCCCGUCGAGCAUCAUGCCGUGGUGCAUCCAUCUGGUCAUGUGGUGGAGCAUCCCUCUGUGGCUGGCACUGGCAGAGGUGCUGUGCAUCCCGAGGGCCACGAGCUCCCGCAACCCGUUGGCGACAUCCCCGAACAUCUGAAGCACCUCCACGACGAGAAGGUACACAUCGCAGUGCCAGCAGUGCCGGUGCCAGUGGCAGUGGCCCGCAGCCACCAUGUGGUGGUCCCUGCCGCCGUUUACGGCUACACUCGGCCCCACUAUUACUCCUCCGGUUUCUACUACUGAGUGGCAGUACACAGUGAGGCAUUCCGUGCCUCGUUCCUCGAUUUCCAAAUUCAAAUAAACUCAAAAUAAAGUCAA